Botrytis fragariae is the source of this 225-nucleotide messenger RNA. RefSeq lists its product as uncharacterized. The record is from RefSeq and is a predicted model, not a curated record. Bases 1 to 225 code for a protein of 74 amino acids. Lineage: Eukaryota; Fungi; Ascomycota; Leotiomycetes; Helotiales; Sclerotiniaceae. The transcript is spliced from 2 exons.
AUGCUAAUCGGGCAUCAACUUGUAGCAAGGAGAGCAUAUUAUCAGUGCAAAUACAACAGCAGACGUCAUCGAAGCCAGUUGGGAACUUUGUGCAUUCAGAGCGGCAAAUCAAACACCUGCAAUCUCAGGCUCUUCGUCGCCACUGGCGGUGUUACAAAGCAUGAGCCUAAGUCUCGAGAGUCUCGAAACUCAAUCAUCGAUCAAGUAAUAAGCAUGUGUAAGUGA